Messenger RNA from Bipolaris oryzae ATCC 44560, 1854 nucleotides. RefSeq lists its product as uncharacterized. The coding region runs from base 1 to 1854 and encodes 617 amino acids. The transcript is spliced from 3 exons. The record is from RefSeq and is a predicted model, not a curated record. Lineage: Eukaryota; Fungi; Ascomycota; Dothideomycetes; Pleosporales; Pleosporaceae.
AUGGACAUCCUCAAGUGGCUGGAGGAGACAGAGCAGCACAAAGCCCCUCAGGUUGCUUGUAAGCGCAAGCGUUUGCCAAAGCGAGCAAAGUCGGACAGCUCUUUACUCGAACCUCUACCUUUGCAGGAUUCCCCUGUCCAGCAAAGGGUGAGAAAACAAAUUGCCAGUGAUGUUCUCGAUGCUUCAUCUAGUACCUCCUCGACGAGCAGUCGGUAUGCUCGCAAACCCAGGCGGAAGACACGUCCUGAACGCUACGAGCCACACAAGUCCGAACACGCAGGACCUAACAAGUCUUCGAAAAAAGCACGACACAAGUCGAGACGGAGGAAGGUUGAGAAGCCUGGCCAAGUAGUGCAAAACUUCAAAGCCAAGAAUGUAUCAGGGGAUCGGCUGACUUUGAGGCCUUCCGAGCCGGGCUUAUUCAACAAGGGUCGGACAUCGAUGGCAGUCCGAGGCCGUGGCUUGCCCGAUCUUGUCUUUUCCGAAAUGAAGUUUUUGCAAAAACACGAUGAAUCCAAGCCCCCGCCCCAGACGGAUGUUCCCGGGAAGAAGCGCAAGAUAGAUCACACGCACACCAAUGGCGGAGAGAUUUCCAGCUUCUUCACCACAGGGCGACAUAUACUGGCGCAAAAGGUUCAAGACAAGCCCGCUGGCCAUAGUAGCGUACGUGAGAAAAAGCGGCAUCAUCAAAACUGUAGGGCGACGGUUGAUAUGGCGAUACCCACUGUCGAGUCUGCUGAUCGAGUGUCGUUUCCACAUUUUGAUAGUCAGCACCCUCGACGCGGUAGUACUAGUUAUGUGUCCUGGUCUGAAUCCAUUCGAGAACGGAGCACCACGUCAGCACACCACCAAGCUGAUGAUGACGCGCCUCAUGACUGGCAUGACUCGGAUCGCUAUGGAUAUUGCAAGCCCAAGACGAAAAGGCCAGAGAGAACUUUCAAACAGUCAGAGCUUCCUUCAGUCGCCAGGCAGACUACGGACAAUACAGCAGGAUGUUCCAGAGUAUCUUCACUCGCUCCAUCUCACAGUAGAGUGUCCAGACUGCAGUCCUGUCCUCAACAAGCGUCGUCUCCAAAGCGAGUGAACCUCGUAGACCGCUCUGCAAAGCUUCAAACCACUGGUACAGCUUACUCAUCCUCAUCAAUGCCACCUGUCGUGCCCCCCUAUCCGAGUAUAGACGCGGGUCCAGGUUUGGCGGCAGACCGCUCAAACAGUCCAAGAUUUGGGAAGCCGUCAAGUCUAAGAAAGGAAACACGACCCGUCAGCCAGCAUCAGAAUUCAGACGACGGCUACAACAACUACGGCGAAGAAGAAGAGACGUCUUCAGACCUAGAGAAGGUUCUCCAAGUCUGCAAAGAUACCCUCUACAACCAACAUGGGGCAGCUCCGUCACCGAGAAAUGGCGCCAACAGAUCAGAACAAUUACCUCCGAUGCAAGUAGCAGACCGAUCACGCAGGACAAGUUCGCGUAUGCCGACGCAGCGCAUGCCUACUGUACGGUUUGCUGAGCUGCCGGUUCAAUAUCAUGUACAACCGACGUUUGCUGGCCCUAGUAUCUAUGAACAACAGGAACAACACCGAUAUCCGCCAUUGGAGGUUUCGGGCAAUGAAGCCCUCGGCGACGAUGCAUGGGCUUUCGAGCAGGAGCGCAUGGACGAUGACAUGGAAAUGUGUUACGACGAUGAUGGUGAUUGGAAUGAUACAAUAGAGGAAAGCAUGCUGAAUGAGUUGGGAGACAGCAGGAAAAUGUGUGUGGCUGAUGGGGCCUUUGCGGCAGAGCACACGAGGGAGGAUUCUUGGCCCAGCAACCAUCAUGUGGCCCCUGGGUUCUGGCGGCCAAAUAAGUUGUAUUGA